UAGCACUUCGUAGCUCCGUAGCAAAUUCGUAGCCGCGCGUAGCAAAUUCGUAGCGACGCGUAGCAAGCCCGUAGCGACGAACGUUUUGUGAACUUUCGUCUGUCGAGGACUUUAUAAUGUCGUCGAUCGAAUUCCCCGUCUAUUUUGUUCACACGAAUGCGAAAUGAGGGAGCGAUGAUAUAAAACAAAAGAGACACAGACGUCAGGAUGUUGCACAGAACGUCAUCUUCCAGACGGCGAAGGGCGUCGCGGAGCGCUGCCACCUCGCCGCAGACCAGGUCCCCAAGACCUUCGGCACAGAACUCCAGGCGAGCGUCGUUGGCGACCACAGAGACUGACGACGAAAUGGAGCCCACGGCCAUACAGAUCCAGAGAAGUCCUCGGGCAAGCCUGGCGCCGGAUGCCGCACUGGAUUCCUACCACAGGAGUCCGAGACACUCCCUCGUUCCCGAGUCAAGAUCCGCCAGAAAUUCAAUCACACCAGAAACGGCUCUAGUUAAGAAUACUCUAACCCCUUCUAGAAAUAAUCUCGGCGUGGAGCAAGCUUACGGCUCCCGACUCAGCCUCAACCCGCAGGACUUCAACAGGAGCCCAAGAAACAGCAUAACGCCAGAUUCCACAGCACGGAGCCCGAGAAGAAGCUUGGUACCAGACGCUUCGUUAUGGAACCAGCCAAGAAACUCUUUGGUACCGGACGUCGGGCGCAGUCCCAGGCAUUCGGUGGCGAGCAUACAGAUAGACCCGGCGCGGCAGAAGGAACUGGGUCCCAGCCCUCGGACUAGUCCGAGAGGGAGCAUCAUCCCAGAUUCGAGUCUAAGGAAGGACCCGUCGGACAUGAUGAGAAGUCCACGUGGUUCCCUGAUACCCGACUCGCAGAAGAGUCCCCGAGGCAGCAUCGCGCCAUCGGAGAGGAGUGCCAGAGGCAGUCUCGUGGCGAGCGAAUUGGAAGCUGCCAGAAUUAGUCCCAGAGGAAGCCUGACCUUGACGUUUCAGGAGCCGCUGGUGUCGAGGGAAAGGAGAGCUAGCGAAGAUAGUCAAUGCGCAGCAGGACGUGGGAGAGUGUCGCCUUACCGCGGCUCCAUAGCGGGCCGGCAGACUUCAGACACCGGGUCACGACGGGCUUCCAGCUCCGUAAGCCAAGUAUCAGGUGACGAGCAGCGUCGUCUCUGCGGGGAGAAGUACGAACGUGGGCUGGGGCUGGGCGUAGGACUCACCACGUACGGCUCCGUGGCCUACCAGCUGAAAGACGCGAAUAUGGAGGCAUCUGGCACCGUCGACUUUGUCUGCCGAGCCGCCAAGAUCAUGAAUAGGACGAUUGUGAUGACGGUAUUCCUCGCCUGCCUCUCCACUCUGCCAGUCAUCAUGUUAAUAAUGGGCGUGCAAUACAUCCGCGACUGCCCGGCCGAGCCGCGCCUGCCCGUCUACAUGGUGGUGGGCGGCGCGGCGGGCGGCGCCGGCAUCUGCUGGCUGCUGUGGGCGCAGCUCGCCAGUCGCAGCACCAGCAGCAACGCCAGCGCGCCAGAGACCGUGCUGGCGUAUACCCUCACCGUGUUCCUGAUCGGAUGGUUCGCGUUUGGCAACUACUGGACAUUGGGCAUCAUGUGGCCGGACUACGCUCCGACACUCUUCGAGCCGAACCAGUGGUGCCACCGCACGUUGUACGUGUUCGCGCUGACGCAGCUGGGAGUGGUGUGGGGCGUGAUACUGCUGCUGAUAAUGCUGCUGCUGUCGCUGGUGGUAUGUCAGGUAUUCGGCUGCGGCUGGCUCGGCCCACCGAGGUACAAGUAGCAACGGCGCAGCGUCGUGCUGGAGCUAUGGCACAGGAACAUAAACAA
Molecule: messenger RNA, 1835 nt
Organism: Aricia agestis (brown argus)
Lineage: Eukaryota; Metazoa; Arthropoda; Insecta; Lepidoptera; Lycaenidae
Product: serine/arginine repetitive matrix protein 1-like
Exons: 8
Coding region: 208-1788 (526 amino acids)
Source: RefSeq, a predicted model, not a curated record